UCGUACAAUGUGUUGGGUUGUUUUUUUUUUUUUGCAGCUGCACAGAAAAAACACUUCUCAGUAGAAACGCUUUGUCAUGUUUCACACAUACCCCGUGUGUAUGCGUGUCUGUGGCAACAAUCAUUAGUCAGCAGGACACGCAGUUCGUCACAUUUUACCCUCUUGGGAUAGUUUGCAGUUUAACCGGAUGCAGUUGUUUUGAAAUUACCAGCUCGCUCGCUCGCUCUCUCUCUCUCUCUCUCUCACUCACACACACACACACACACACACGCAUAUACGGUUCUCGUCUUGUGGAGCUUGUGUCCCCGCUUUCCUACCACCUUUGUUUUUGUGAUAAUGGGUGUUAAUAAAACAUACAUUAGUAUCGGCUAUGCCUCGUUUGGUAUGCUCAUGGGGUUUUCUGCUUUCCUCGCGUGGAACAUCGCGUUCAAACAGCCGUGGACUGCAGCCAUGGGAGGACUGUCAGACACCUGUUGGUUGUCAUUCAUUUCAGGCCCCUGCAAGUUGAUUUUUAUAUUGUACUUAAAUGAACAGAAACCACUGUUGGAAGGCACGAAAACUCCUAAAACUGAAGGUGUGCUGGCACUUUGGACCCUGAUCGCUCACAUCAUGUACCUGCAGGACUACUGGAGGACCUGGCUAAAGGGCCUCAAGUUCUUCUUUUUCAUGGGGAUUUUCUUCUCUCUGUUGGCAGUAGUGGCCUUCAUCACUUUCCUGUCUAUUGCCAUCAACAACAAGGAGUCCCUGACUGACCCUCAGAGUCUCUACCUGUCCUGUGUGUGGAGCUUCAUGAGCCUCAAGUGGUCCUUCCUGCUCGCCUUGUGCGCUCACCGCUACCGCAAAGAGUUCGCCGAUAUCAGCAUCCUCAGUGACUUCUAAGAGCACUUAAACAUCCCGCCGUAACUACACAGACUUUGGAGUACACUCACUGUGCUGGCUUCCCAGCCUGAGAGUGCCCAGAAGUGAUGGAUGACAUUUUAAGAGGAAUCACAGGAGAAGUUGAAAUACUUUGUGGAUGAGCACCCUGAUUCUCCCUCACCUUCUUGGCCAGCGUCUCCCCCAAACCUCCUUUCUUUUUUUAGUAUGUGAGCAGGGUUUGUUGUUGACUUGCCCACUUUCCAGACAAAUCCAGCUCCAUUUUUUAUGAUCCUCGAUAGGCUUUACAUUUUCACUUCCUUAGCAUCCUGCUUAGUCAUGCAUCUGCACAAUUUCCUCUUGACAAAAUAUAUCAUUUUUAACCAUGACUCAGUGAAGGGAAUUGCUGCGUUACUAACACACUCCUCAGUGGUAAUUAUCAGUUGCAGUUUCAUGCUGUAGCAACCAGAGGGCAUCACCCUUCCAACAAUUAAACACCGUGUACAGUAUGUGUGCUUGACAUCCCAACUUGCAUCUUACGUAUUAUAUUUAAUUUUUUCUGGUUCAAUGAAUGAUGAAGAGGUUUUUUUUCCAUCACACGUUGCGCAUUCAGUGGUCAAGUGAUGAAAUCUGCAUAUCACAAGGCAUCAAUCCUGUGGUGAAUGCAGCGCUUCAAAGUUGAGUCUUGCAGAGGGCAGGUCACCCACAAUCCUACAGCAUCGACAUGAAGGCUUUCAUGUGCAAUUCCAAAUAAGCACCAGAUAUCCUGGUCCAAACUAUGAAGGGGCAUUUUUAAUGUAAAGAAUGAUUUUUGUAUUAUUUUUAUCAGUGUGACAAAAAAAAAACACUAGAAGAUAAUAAGUGUAAUUGUGAAAAUGGGCCUCAGUUAUGACUUUAAUUUCCGACAGUAGUGAUACCACUAAUGUGCGUUCAUGUUGCUUUAUGUUAUAUUGUCCUCAUCUGAACCAUUUAUGACAUUUAUAUUGUUGCUUAAUGAAAUUAUUUUGCUGUGUUUCCUUUAAAUGUUUAUCUCUGUGCAUUACCAUGUUAGAAAUGAAGGAAGGUGCUGUAUAUUCACACGUAUCACUUUACUGAAUGUUGUGAGUGUGUAUUUGUUCAAGAGUGUGUCUGAGAGUCGCGUUAAUAAAAUGUGUUUUUUGACA
This is a messenger RNA of Siniperca chuatsi (mandarin fish), 2018 nucleotides long. RefSeq names its product heme transporter hrg1-A-like. Gene Ontology annotation, cellular component: lysosomal membrane; plasma membrane. The record is from RefSeq and is a predicted model, not a curated record. Lineage: Eukaryota; Metazoa; Chordata; Actinopteri; Centrarchiformes; Sinipercidae. Gene Ontology annotation, biological process: heme transport. Gene Ontology annotation, molecular function: heme transmembrane transporter activity; heme binding. The transcript has 4 exons. The coding region runs from base 337 to 879 and encodes 180 amino acids.